GGGUUUCCUUGGAUUGUAACAGUUACAUUGUAACGUGGUUGGAAGAUACAUCCAUCAUCACCAGUAAUUUUUAUUUUAGAUUCGCACCAUGCGGGAAGCCCCACCAUCGGACCGGGCGCUCGGAUAACUUUCCUUGACAUUUCCCCGCCAAACAUAAAUUUUAGAAGCUAUCAGGCUAUCAGGUUAUCUACCGCGGUUUAAGAUAUUCUACCUACGUAAUCUAAACUUUUCCCUCAACACAGUUCAGUCCAAAGAAGGGAGAAGCACAAUAGGACAACUUCAGGACAAUGUCGAUUUCAAACGAAGCACUGCAGAAGUUGCUGCGCGAGGUUGAGACGCAGGCAAUCGCCGCGCAACAGCAAAUUUCCCUUGUCCGAACACAGCAAGCAUCGAAGCAGCGCGAACUCCGAAUGGCGCAAUUAACGCGAACCGAAAUCUCUUCGUUACCAACGGAUACAAAUGUUUACGAAGGAGUUGGCAAGAUGUUUGUCGCGCUACCCGUUCCCGACAUGAAAAGCAAACUUGAGGGCCAAAUUAAGGAGGCAGAGGGUGAGGUGGAUGGACUAGGCAAGCGGCUACACUACCUGGAGGUGUCGCAGAAGAACAGCAAAGAUCAGAUUGAUCGGAUGUUAAGAGGCGGUGUCGGCGCUUCCUAGGUUAUGCUUGGUCGGGCCGGGUCACAGGAAAAGAGACCAUAUAACUGCAUUCAUAUGGCGGUCGGCGUAGUAGUAUGGAUAGGAAAUUGUUUGCCUGGUCUUGCAAACAUUUGCAUGCCUGGUUCUAGAGACAGCGCUUAAGCAACACGGUCACGACCCGACCCGUUGGGUAAUCCCCCUGAUUGGAGGCAUUUGCCGAGUCUACGGUACACCAACAUAACCAAUCACCUUUGUACCCGAAUCUCGGAACGAGGCUUUCUAUAAGUUAUGUUUAUAUAAGUAUAAGGCAAGAAGAGGUGACACCUAU
Molecule: messenger RNA, 963 nt
Organism: Hypoxylon trugodes
Lineage: Eukaryota; Fungi; Ascomycota; Sordariomycetes; Xylariales; Hypoxylaceae
Product: Prefoldin
Exons: 3
Coding region: 288-656 (122 amino acids)
Biological process (GO): protein folding
Cellular component (GO): cytoplasm; prefoldin complex
Molecular function (GO): protein folding chaperone
Source: RefSeq, a predicted model, not a curated record